UCUCCACACUGAAUGGACGGAAGUAUAUUUUCGACGGACAAGCAUGGCAACCAAAGGCGCUUCGCGGCAGGUUCUCCGCGUGAUUGUGAGAAAUAUCGCCGCCUCUUCUCUGCUCAGUCCUCUUCAGGUGGGGAGAUGCUUCCUCCUUUCCCAGCCCAGGUUGCUCUGCUCCUCCAGCAACCAGACCUCUCUGCAGUCAGCAGGACACAUCUCUAAAGUCAGUCAUGGAUCUAAUAAGCCAGUCACAGAGCUAUCCCUGCGGACUUUAGUGGAUAUGGGUUUCACAGAACCACAGGCAGAACAGCUACAUGAGGCUGUGUCCACAGUCAGGGGAGCAAGUGCUACCAAACAUGCUCUGUCAACUCUCACAGCUCUGUUCGUUUUGGGCUACAACACUUCCAGUGUGCAGAAACUGCUGCUAAAAUGUCCUGAACUGUGCACUGUCAAGGAGCCGCAGCUUCAGCAGCGGAUAAGCAACCUGCGAAAACUAGGUUUUGUGGAAGGCAGUCUUCAGAGAGUUGUGGCCCAUUACCCCCAGAUCCUGACUGUGCCUGUGAAGAAAGUCAAUUAUGUGGUGCUGUUUCUCAGAGAGAGGUGCCUGUUUACUACCAUGCAGAUCACAGAUAUCCUCAGAGACAAUCCAGCCAUAAUUCUGGAGGAUCUGGGUCAGGUGGAGUACAAGUUUCAGUAUGUCUUUUUCCGAAUGGGUAUUAAACAGAGAGAGAUGAUCAAGUCUAGGUUGUUCCGUUUCUCCCUGGACGAGGUUCGCUCCCGGCACUGUUUUCUGGAGCGUCGAGGUUUAUAUCAAACCCCUGACAAGAAAGGCCAAACCACUACCGUCAACCCUAAACUGGACAGUAUCCUUAACGUUAACCAGGACACCUUCCUCACAGCAGUUGCCAUGGCGUCAGCAGAGGAGUAUGAAAUCUUCCAAAGACUUAUGGCAAGAGAAUGGCAGGAACAGGAGAAAGAGUAUGACAGUAUUGAAGCUGACAGUGAUGAAGAGGAGGAUGACGAAGAUGAUGAGGAGACUGGAGGCAAGCAUGGAUACAGAAAGUGGAGAAAGAAAUGAAUAUGAAAGACUAAAAGGACUGGAAAUUAUUUGAAGAGGCAAUUAAGUGAUUUGAGAAAAUGACAUCUGAUUAGAAAUGAAACAAUAAAAUCAUCCCUGUCAGCUGUUUGUUUAAGUCAGGUUUAUCAUGAAGUGCUAGAGAGUAUUCUUAUCUAAAACACACAUGGAAAUAUAGUGUGAUGUUGUAAUUGGUGUACCCAUGAUGGCAGCAAUGAGUGGAGUGAUACCUCUGAUUUGGGCUUUCCUUUGCUGUUAUAUAACCAGGACCUUUAUACAUAUGUAAGAUGGCGUGACGUUAAUGUGCCGUCAGGCAGAUCGAUAAGGAAUCUAUAUGGAUGAAUUAUAAAUGUCUCCCACCAAAAAAGUGCUUGGGUUUUUCCUUUAACAACUCUGUAAAUUAAAUCAAGGUCAUAACUGAAGUGAAAUAAAGGGGGACAUGCAGAUUUAA
This is a messenger RNA of Solea senegalensis (Senegalese sole), 1520 nucleotides long. It is a transcript of the gene mterf4, whose product is annotated as mitochondrial transcription termination factor 4. The coding region runs from base 44 to 1072 and encodes 342 amino acids. The record is from RefSeq and is a predicted model, not a curated record. Gene Ontology annotation, biological process: regulation of DNA-templated transcription. Lineage: Eukaryota; Metazoa; Chordata; Actinopteri; Pleuronectiformes; Soleidae. Gene Ontology annotation, molecular function: double-stranded DNA binding. The transcript is spliced from 4 exons.